CUAUCGGAAUACACCGGACCAGAAUGAGCCUGAAUGCCGGUUCUUUGCAUAGUAUUUUUUUUCCCCCUUGCAGAAGGACUCGACAGACUGGUUUCUGGGGGGAGCGUGGCUCUGCUUCUGGGAGUGGAAAAUGCCGAGCAAGAGCCUGGUUUGGGACUGAAAAAACACACGAGCACACAGAUACACACAGAUACACAGAGGAAGACCUGGGGACACUGACCGUUUCAAAGAGGGUGCACAGGAACCCAGAGGACUGUCUCCAGGCCCAGGGUAGGACCUUACCAAUUGUCACCGUCCUGGAAAGUCUUUAGGGAUUUCAAGAAGGUGGUCUUUACAUGCAGAGGUUAAAGAAGACAGUCUGAGCAUGUUCUCCUCAGCCACACCGUACAAGAACCAGAGGUACUCGGUCCUAAAGCAGGAAUGCAAGGAGGCCAAGAAGCUCUUUGAAGAUCCUGAAUUUCCAGCAACUCAUACAUCUCUGUUCUACCGGAAGCCACCUCCAGGCACUGUGGAAUGGAAAAGGCCAAGGGAAAUCUGUGAUGACCCUCAUUUAUUUGUCGAGGGAAUCAGUUCCCAUGACCUGAACCAGGGCGUGGUGGGAAAUUGUUGGUUUGUGGCAGCAUGCUCUUGUCUGGCACUCAAACCUACUCUCUGGCAGAAGGUCAUUCCUGACUGGAAGGAGCAGGAGUGGGAUCCCAAACAUCCAGAGAACUACGCGGGCAUCUUCCACUUCCAGUUCUGGAUCUUCGGCGAGUGGGUGGACGUGGUGGUGGACGACCGUCUGCCCACCGUCAAUGGGGAGCUGAUAUAUUGCCACUCCAAGACGAAUAAUGAGUUCUGGAGUGCGCUGCUGGAGAAGGCCUACGCUAAGCUGUCUGCAUGCUAUGAGUCCCUGGACGGGGGCAACACGGGGGAUGCCGUGGUGGACUUCUCCGGCGCCGUGUCCGAGUCCAUCGACCUGGAGGCGGGGAAGUACGCCUCCGACCUGCCGGCCCAGAUAAAGCUGUUUGAGGACCUGCUCAAGGUGUACGAGAGAGGAGGCAUCAUCAGCUGCUCCAUCAAGGCCUCGCCGUCAGAGAUCGAGGCCCACAUGACCUGCGGCCUGGUCAAAGGCCACGCCUACUCUGUGACGGCUGUCAGGAAAGCCAGGCUGGGCCACGGGCUGAUGGCCUUCUUCAAAGCGGAGAAGAUCUUCCUGAUUCGCAUGAGGAACCCCUGGGGGAAGACGGAGUGGAACGGGGCAUGGAGUGACCAUUCAGAGGAAUGGGAGAAAGUGGGCAGCAUGGAGAGGCAGGCCAUGGACAUCACAGUGGAGGAUGACGGGGAGUUUUGGAUGCCGUUUGACGACUGGUGUAAGUACUUCACCGACGUGGACGUGUGCCGCAUUAUCAACACCUCGCUGCUGAGCCUGGAUAAGACCUGGCACGAGGCGGUGUAUUUUGGCAGCUGGACCAAGCACGCCGAACCCCUGUACAACCGCUGCGGGGGCUGUGCGAACCACCGGCAGACCUUCCUGCAGAACCCACAGUAUCUGUUUGACGUGACGAAGGAGGAGGACGAAGUUCUGAUUUCCCUGCAGCAGCGAGAUAUGAAGAUUCACAGACCAAUGGGACAGGGGGAAAACCUCACCAUGGGGUUCGCCAUCCUCAAGGUGGAACAGAACAGGAAGUACCGGCUGCAUGAUAUAGUGACUCAGCAGAAUGUGGCCACAUCCACGUACAUCAACGCCCGCACAGUUUUCAUGAGGAAGGUGCUGCCGAAAGGACGCUACAUCAUCAUCCCCACUACAUUCAUGCCGGAGGUCCUGGGAGACUUCAUGAUUAGGGUCUACACGGACGUGGACUCAGGAUGCAGAGAGCUGACCCUGGACAAGCCCAGAGUGAGGUGCUGGAGUGGGUUCUUGGGCUACCCCCAAGCCAUGACACAAAUCUACGUGCACAGAGCCGAGGGUCUGGAGAAGCAGGACUCAACCGGGGGAGCUGAUCCUUAUGUGAUCAUAUGCUGUGAGGGGCACACAGUCAAGUCCACGGUCCAGAAGGACACCCUGGAGCCACUAUUUGACACCAGAGCCAUCUUCUACAGAAAGAAGCCCAGGAAACCCAUCACUGUGCAGGUGUGGAACAGCAACGCGGUGCAGGACCAGUUCAUGGGUCAGGUGGUCCUGGCCGCCUCCUUGAAGGACUCAUCUGACCCUCAGAUCCUACAGCUACGUAAGAGAGGUCAGGAGAUGGCGGACGAGAUGCCCGGGACCAUCAGCCUGAGAGUGGUCACCACCAGUCAGCUGACUGAUAUGUGACACUGUGACAGAACUCCUCCCACCUCCUCCAACCAACAGCAUACAGUGAAGAUACUGCUUGGACAUCGACCAUAAGCACAACCUGACAGAUUACAGUCCACAUAUUCUCCAGAUUUUGAGAAUAAUAACAGGCUAAGACCGACCAGGAAAUGUUCUGGAGCUUUCCUUCCUUUUUUCUUUUGUGUUUUGUGAAUUGUUUUUGAUUUGUUAUUCUGAAAUGUGAAAUCCAGAAAAAGUACAUUUAGCCUUUUUUUUGGAUAAAUAAUUUUCUGUCCGAUAACUUUUGAAAUCCAAUUAGUGACAGCAAUACUAGAAUAGUCCACAUGGAUGAUGCUGAACAUGGACAUAGAGACAAAGGUGUUAAUAUAUAGUGUACACAUAGUUAUCCAGGACAUUUUUCAACAAUCACAACCCAUUUAUUCAAUUUAACUUUCAGUACUAUUUAUACACGUUAGUACCCAUAUUUGAAUUACUGAAACAUAUCAAG
This is a messenger RNA of Megalops cyprinoides (Indo-Pacific tarpon), 2783 nucleotides long. Its product is annotated as calpain-5-like. The transcript has 13 exons. Gene Ontology annotation, cellular component: cytoplasm. Gene Ontology annotation, molecular function: calcium-dependent cysteine-type endopeptidase activity. Bases 365 to 2296 code for a protein of 643 amino acids. The record is from RefSeq and is a predicted model, not a curated record. NCBI's taxonomy places the organism in Eukaryota, Metazoa, Chordata, Actinopteri, Elopiformes, Megalopidae. Gene Ontology annotation, biological process: proteolysis.